This is a messenger RNA of Aplosporella prunicola CBS 121167, 800 nucleotides long. RefSeq lists its product as uncharacterized. NCBI's taxonomy places the organism in Eukaryota, Fungi, Ascomycota, Dothideomycetes, Botryosphaeriales, Aplosporellaceae. The record is from RefSeq and is a predicted model, not a curated record. Gene Ontology annotation, molecular function: mRNA binding; translation initiation factor activity. The transcript is spliced from 4 exons. Gene Ontology annotation, biological process: formation of translation preinitiation complex; translation reinitiation. Bases 35 to 610 code for a protein of 191 amino acids.
CUCAACAACACCACUCAGCACACACGACGCAACAAUGGCCGACGUAGAAGCAGCGCCCGUGCCGGAAGCGAAGCAGGUCGUAUACUGCGGCGUCUGCAGCCUGCCGCCCGAAUACUGCGAGUUUGGCGGCACGACUAAGAAGUGCGAGGAGUGGCUCUCGAGCACGCAUCCCGACAUGCACGCGAAGCUGUACUCGCAAGACACAAUCGAAGCGAACCUCUCCAGCCUCUCGCUCGAAGCGCAACAGCGCGCAGAGAAAGACGCCAAGAAAAAGGCCGCGAAAGCCGAGUCCGCAGCGCAAAAGGCCGAGGAGCUGAAAGCCAGCUCCACCGUCACGAUCAAGCGCAUCGAGCGCAACAAGCGCAAGUACGUGACGGCCAUCAUCGGGCUCGAGGCCUUUGGGCUCGAGCUCAAGAAGGUCUCGAAGGACUUGGGCAAGAAGUUCGCUACUGGCGCCAGCGUCACGAAGCUCCCUUCUGGCGGCGAGGAGAUUACCCUGCAGGGCGAUCUGAGCGAUGAUGUUUAUGACUUCUUGAUCGAGAAGUAUGAUGAGGUGCCUGAGGAUAAUGUGGAGUGUGUGGAGGAUAAGAAGAACAAGAAGUCGAGUUGAGCGGGAGAAGGGUGUUGAGUAUGGAUGAGGGCGCACAUGCGCGUGGAUGAGAGGGGCUUGGUGCAUGUCGAGGCUGCUUCUGAGAUGUAAUGGCAGCUAGUAUGGUUCCAGCAAUUCGCCAGAAAACCACGGCCGUUGCGCAUGGCAAAGCAAAUAAACGAAUGACGAAAGAUUGGACGACCAUGCCACG